CAAGAGCGGUCCAGUCAGUGGCAGAAGAGAAGAGCAGUGAGUUGUAUGUGUGUGAGUUAGAGGGCUGUUCAUGCUAUUAUGCCGAAGCUCAGGUUUAAGAUAGAAAUGUGAAUUAUUCCUCUUGUAACCCAUGUUAUCCACGUCGAAGAGACUGGAGUGUUUGCAGCAGAAAAUAAGGCUUAUGUUGUAUUUCCUGUGUGAGAGUUUGCAGCAUGAGAACCAGCUUCUGUAUCUGUGUGUUUGCAGUAUUGAUAAACAAAGUGUGUCUGCAGGCCACUGUUAAAGGGAAUAUUGGAGGCUUUGCUGUCUUGCCUUGUUCUUCGAUUGACAAUGACCUUAAAUAUGAAGAUAUAACAGUGUAUUGGAGACAUAAUAGCAGCCAAAAUGUUUAUGACAUAAUUGAGGGUAAAGGUUCAAUGGAGAAGCAGGAUCCGGCAUACAAGAACAGAGCCGAAACCUUCCCUGAGGAGUAUAUGAAAGGAAACUUCUCACUCAAACUCAACAAACUUCAAUACAGUGAUACAGGAAAGUACAUCUGCUACAUCACAAAGACACAUCAAAAUCCAAGCACACAGCUUUUCAUCGAAGGCGGCAAAGGAAACCAAGGAGUGGAAUCAAAAGCAGAGAGGAUUGUGCCAUUUUUAAUCCUGCUUUAUAUUCUGCAUUUUAUUUGAAUGGAGGAAUGCGCCUUUGCGCUUUUGUUAUGGAACAUCAUCACUGUCCCGUGUUCUCAUUGGUUCGCUGGUAUAUGGGUAAUUUCAUGGCCAGGAUAAGCUGUGAGCAGAUCGCUCGCCCAAGUGGAAAAAUUAGCUGCUGCCAGAUCUCGAUCACUGAAUCACAUUGUAUUUGAUACAAAACUAACUAGACUAAACCAAACAGGUGAAAAUCAUAACUAAAACUAUUUUCAUGGUAUUUCAUUUUCUCCAAAAAUAAAUUGUUUGAGACAGUCCUACUGUAACUAUCAGAGGAUGUUAAUGGAUAUUCUAGUUUGUUGAAGUCAUCAGUUUGCAUCAUUUAAAACUAUUUGUUUUAAAGAAUACUGAUAUUUUUAUUUAUUAUAGCCUACUUAUAUUUAAUAUAAUUACAUUUUAAUUUUAAUUUAUGCAAUACUGGGAUGAAUGACUUGGCCAAAAUCUUAUAUCAUGGUUAAGUAUAAGUUUUUAUUGCAUUAUUAUAUAUUUUGUCUUGUAUUGUACAUUGCUUACCCACAAUUGGAAAGUAGUAAGGGCUAUAGGUCAGGUGCAAUUUCUUAUGUUAAUAUUUCUUUAAAUAAUGUCUUUUCUUGCGUCAUGAUGUAACCAGCACACAAUAGUGUCAGCAGUGUUGGGGAGUAGUUAACCACAAGCAGUAGACCAAUCACAACAGACUAUGCCAUCUGGCCAAUCAGAGCUGAGUAGGCUCACAGAAAGGAGGGAUUUAGAGAGACUGAAGCAUUGGACAAGUCGUUUGAGAAUCAUUGAAAAAUUUGUUGUGCAAUGUAUAAUAUGAGAAAAUGUUAUAGGAGACCUCCAAUACAAAAUUAAGAACCUUAAAAAUGGCAUAAUAGGGGCACUUUAAACGUCCAAAUAUUUCAGUUAUAAAAAGAAUGUAUUAAUGUUCAGUGAUUUACUUAAUAUGCAAUUAUUAUUAAUAAUAAUGAAUUAACAGUUUAUCAUGUGAACAAACUUGUUUUAUUAUGCACUAUUAAGAUAUGCAUAUUUUAAAUGAAUAUCCUUCAUAUGUACUUAGUACCCAGCGGUGGCCAUAAAUGAGCACUAGUUUCCCAUUUAUAGAAAUGUAUUAUGUAAUAUAUAUCAUUAUAUUUUGCAGUAUAUUCCUAUUUUUGUUCCCUAAGGGAAAGGCACAUGCAUACUUUGUCAGAGGCAGAGCUUUCAUUCAAGGACAGGGUGAAAUUAUUCUCUCUACAUAAGAUGUUUUCGUCUUAAUACCUGACGUUGCCAAUUUUGACUUUGACUGUUUGAUAUGUCAGGUAUACUUUUCAGAUAAGGAUUUUGACAUACAUACUUUUUAGAGACUGCCUCUGGUUUUUGUUAUGGCUCUUCUUGCAAUUUUUGAGGUAUAAAAUGGUGCUGCUGUUAUCUGACCUUUUUCAGCACUUUUUGAUUUUAUGACCUAUUUUCAAAAUUUUUUGAUUUUCUAGAUCUUUUUUAAAGCAGGUUAAUUGUGUUUGUGAGUUCUUUUGAAUGUAAAAAAUCUAACUUCAACGUACGAAGAAAGUGUAAUGCCUUUUGCAGUUCAAAAUGCUUACACUACGUCCUACACCUGUCCUAUUCAACUUAGGGAAAGUGUUUAACUGACGCGAUGCCAGUUUACACUUUCUUCGUAACUUGAAUAUGGAAGGCGGUUUGGCGCAAGCUAGAUAUUUUACUUGUUAAAUAUGUAUAUUUUUUUAA
Megalobrama amblycephala (Wuchang bream) is the source of this 2393-nucleotide messenger RNA. Its product is annotated as V-set domain-containing T-cell activation inhibitor 1-like. The record is from RefSeq and is a predicted model, not a curated record. Lineage: Eukaryota; Metazoa; Chordata; Actinopteri; Cypriniformes; Xenocyprididae. Gene Ontology annotation, biological process: T cell costimulation; positive regulation of T cell proliferation; cellular response to lipopolysaccharide. Gene Ontology annotation, cellular component: external side of plasma membrane. Bases 213 to 674 code for a protein of 153 amino acids. The transcript has 4 exons.